AUGUUAUUUCUGGGUAAAUCUGACCGAUGCUCGCCUCUGAAGCUGGUCCUUUGGUCGGUAUCGGUUCUGUUGUGUUUGUCGGUCCGGUCCGGAGCCGAGGAGAACCCGUGGUACCAGGACCUCUGCAGUUAUAAAUGGGAGGCCAUAGACCAGGUCAAUAAACUCAGCUACACGCUAAGGCUUUGUGAGUCCUCACCGUCGACCAGUUGUGGCUCCGGCACCGCCGUCUGCGCCCGGGACCUCAACACCAAAGCAAACCCAACCAAAGCAGCCCAGUCCGUGGGUGAGCUGUCUCUGCAGAGGCUCUCUGGCUCGGUGCUGGAUUUCAACAGCACGGAAAAAUGUCUGGGAAGCAACAACAACAUCCAGACCAGCAUCAGCUUCCAGUGUGGGAAAACCAUGGGGACCCCGGAGUUUGUGGCUGUGUCUCAGUGUGUGCAUUACUUUGAGUGGAGGACGUACGCCGCCUGCAAGAGAGACAAAUUCAAGCCACACAAAGAGGUGCCUUGCUACGUGUUUGACUCUGACGGCAAGAAGCACGACCUGAACCCUCUGAUCAAAGUGAACGAUGGAUAUCUGGUGGACGACGGAGACGACACCAUCGACUUCUACAUCAACAUCUGCCGGAGCCUCAAUCGACCGGAUGGCUCGUGUGCAGAGGGCUCUGCCGCCUGUCUGGUCACCAGCCACGGAUCCUACGACAUGGGCUCUCCUACCGCACAGCUGGAGCUGCUGUCAAAUGAGAGACUGAGGUUAACGUAUAACGCCACCAGUUCAACUCCUCCAGACAUCUGUAAGGAACACACUCCAGCCGUCACCAUCACCUUCAUCUGUCCGUCAAGCAGACACUCGGGCAGUCCUCCUAAGAUGAUAGCGGAGUCCAACUGUCGUUACGAGGUGGAGUGGGUGACGGAGUACGCCUGUCACAGAGACUAUCUGGAGAGCAAUAACUGCAAAAUGACCAACGACCAGCACGACAUCUCCAUCGACCUGACACCGCUCACCCUGAGCUCUACAGACCAUCCGUACUACGCACAUACUGGGGACGACAGCUACGUUUAUUACCUGAACGUGUGUGGAAAGGUCCCCAGCGGCGAAUGUGGCGAAGACCCGUACGUCUCGUCCUGCCAGGUGAAGAAGAUCGGGGACGUGAAGAAGGUGGCUGGACAAUAUAAGAACCAGACACUACGUUAUUCAGACGGAGAUCUGACUCUGAUCUACCCGGACGGCACCAGAUGCUCCACCGGCUUCCAGAGAAUGACCAUCAUCAACUUUGAGUGCAACAAGAACGCAUCGAGCGGUGGACGAGGGGUUCCAGUUUUUGCGGGCGAGACAGACUGCACUUACUACUUUGACUGGGAUACGGCUUUCGCCUGCAUCAAGGAGAAAGAGGAUCUACUUUGUCAAGUCAGAGACGACACCAAACACUACGACCUCUCAGCCCUCACAAGAAACCUUGGGUCAGAUGCCGGAGGGAACUGGGAAGCGGUGGAUGAUACAUCUCCAAAGCCAGACUCUCGUUUCUUCCUGAAUGUUUGUCACAAAGUCAUCCUGACAGGAGAUGCUGUCGGCUGCCCGAUGGACGCCUCCAUCUGUGCCGUGGAUACGAAACUAGGGGCCAUCAGCCUGGGCAGCUUCCUCUCCUCUCCCCAGAAGACUAAAGUAGGAAAUGACAUCAGACUGGUUUACACUGAGGGAAGUGUUUGCAGCGAUAAAAAGACAAGGAUCCAAACCAUCCUGACACUCAAGUGCAAACCAGGAGAUCUGGAGAGCGCUCCUGUCCUCCGCAGCGUUUCCUCUGAUGGAUGUGUGUAUGAGAUGGAGUGGUACACCGCCGCCGCCUGCGUCCUCUCCAAGGCUCAGGGAGACGACUGCAGGGUGGAGGACCCUCAGGCCGGGUUUUCUUUCGACUUGUCUCCUCUCUCCAAAGCCGACGGUGGUUUCUACAACCUGAGCAGCAACCACUACGAUUACUACAUCAACGUGUGCGGUCCUGUCAAAGCUGCCAGCUGUCCGGAGAAGGCUGGGGCGUGCCAGUCUGAAAAGAGUUCUUGGAGUCUCGGGGAAGCGAACUCUCGCCUGUCUUACUACGACGGCCUGAUCCAGCUCACCUACAGCAACGGCUCCCAGUACAACAACAAAGAGCACACUCUCAGAUCCACUCUCAUCUCCUUCCUGUGUGACCCUGAAGCCGGAGCUGGAAAACCAGAAUUCCAGGUUGAGGACAAGUACACGUAUAACUUCCGCUGGUAUACAUCCUACGCUUGUCCUGAGAGGCCUCAUGAGUGUUUGGUGACAGAUCCCGUCACUCUAGAGCAGUACGACUUAUCCAGCUUGUCCCGCUCCACCUCCAUGAAAAACUGGCAGACGAUGGACUUGACUGACACUAUGAACUUGAAGAAGUACUACAUCAACAUUUGUCGUCCGAUCGUCCCCGUCACAGGCUGCGACCACCAUGCGUCCGUCUGUCAGAUGAAGUACAUCUCUGACCAGGGAUCUCCAAAGGAAGCCAUCUCCGUCAGUAAUAUGGGUGUUUCCAAGCGAGGGCCGAUCAUCGAGGCUCGGGACCGGCUGCUGCUGGAGUUCACUGACGGCUCCGUGUGCGAGUCAGACGGCCAGAAGCUCUCCUACACGACACGCAUCCACCUGGUCUGCUCCAGAGGAAGCUCGUCAAUGGGCCCGCGGUUCCUGAUGUACCAGAACUGCACCGCCAACUUCAUCUGGGACACAAGAGCAGCCUGCGCCAUCAAAACCACUGAGAACAAUAGUUGUGCUGUGGUGGACCCAAACACUGGCUAUGAGUUCAACCUUCAGCUUCUGGCCAAUGAGAAGGGAUACACGACAAGAGCAAAUGGAAAGGACUUCCUGGUGAACAUCUGCGCAGACGUGGCAGAGUGUGGAAAGGGCAUCGCUGGCUGUGAGCUGGAGGACGGGCACGCUCUGAGCCUGGUGGGGGUGGAGAAGACUCUGCAGUACUCUACCGACGGCCUGCUGCAACUCACAUACAAAGGAGUCCUGGACGAGCCCACAGCUUCCCGGGACACCUUCACCAUUAACUUUGUGUGUGAUGAAAACGCUCACCCCGGCUCAUUAAAGCUGAUGCACGAGGAGCUCGGCACUGUCGUCCACAACGUCGUCUUUGAGUUCUCCACCGCUCUGGCCUGCGUCCCUGCUCCUGUCGACUGCCAGAUCAUUGAUUCCCACGGUAAUGAGUACGACCUCAGUCAUCUGAUGCGUGACGGAGAGGACAGCCCCUGGAUCGCCAUAGAUACAGAUGUGGCCAAAUCACGACGCUUUUACAUCAACGUCUGCAAACCCCUUCCUCCUGUGAGCGGGUGUCCAGUGGGUCCUCUGGGUUCUUGUGCCACGAUCGGUGACAAGAGUUACAACCUGGGCUACGUGCUGUCGAGCCCUCAGGCGGCGGAGGACGGCUCCAUCAGCAUCGUGUACCAGAACGGCGACCGCUGCGACAACAACUCCCGCUACUCCACACGCAUCCUCUUCCAGUGUGACGACAGCCCCGGCUCCCCCAUGUUCGACCGUUUAGAUGGUUGUGAAUAUGUCUUCAUCUGGAGGACAUCUGAGGCCUGCCCCCUCCGGAAGUCUAAAGGUGAUAACUGCCGUGUUCGUGACCCGAAAAGCGGCUACGAGUUUGAUCUGAGUUCUCUGAAGGAUCGUGAUUUCCCGAUCCACAGUGACAAGUACAUCUACCACCUGUCUGUCUGUGGGGGGCUGCAGAGAGACAUCUGCACGCACAAAGACACCGGCCUAGAGUCUGUCUCCUCCUGCCAGGUGGAAGGGGGGGGCAAAGCCAAGAUCGCAGGAAUGGCAAACCAGAUUCUGAGUUACGUGGGAGACCAGAUCAUCCUGAACUACACCAAUGGAGAGUCCUGUCAUAAGAUUUACACCAGAUCCACUGAGAUCUACUUCUCCUGCCACCCCGACAUGCAUCCUGGAGCUCCAGAGUUCCUCAAGGAGACUCCAGACUGCACCUACCUGUUCAGCUGGCCCACAGCGCUGGCCUGCGUCCCCGUCAAAACCACCAGCUGCUCCUACAAUGAUGGUCAGGGUCACUCGUACGACCUCUCCCCUCUGGCUAUGGACUCCGGAAACUGGGAGGUGGAGCCGUCUACGGAGAACCCAGAUCGAUUUUACAUCAACGUCUGCAGGUCGCUGGUGCAGCAGGGAGGUUCCUGGAAGUGUCCCUCGGGUGCAGCGUCCUGUGUGAAGUCAGGAGAGCAGUAUGUGAGUUUGGGGCAGGUGGAGUCCAGCCCCACGUGGGACAGAGGAGUCCUGAAGCUGCAGUACAGCAGCGGAGAGGCCUGUGUGGGGGGAAACCGCACCAAGAGCAGCAUCAUCCGCUUCAAGUGUGACAAAGACAAAGUGGACUCUCGGCCUACUCUGAUCUCAGCCAUUGAGGAUUGUGUGUACACCUUCCUCUGGUUAACAGCCGCCGCCUGCCCUCUGAACAGCGUCCAGCACGACAACUGCAGAGUCUCCAACCCUGCCACAGGUCAUCUGUUUGAUCUCAGCGCCCUGACACAGGAGGGGGGUUACACCGUGUACGACCCUAAGUCCCACAGGAAGAUGUUCCGCAUGAACAUCUGUGCAGACGUGAGCAACGCCGGCUGCGACCCUGACACCGCUGUGUGCAUAAAGGAAGGAAACACUGUGGUGAGGGGGGGUCAGGUGAGCAGGAAACUCUCGUACAAGGAUCACGUCGUGGAGCUGGCGUACGACGGAGGAAGUCCCUGCGCCGCGAACCCCGACCUCAAACACAACACCAUCAUAAACUUCAUCUGCAGACCACCCAACAUGGUCUCGUCCCCUCCGGAGCCGGUUCUCAUUCACACCAACGACGAGACUUGCACACACUUCUUCUCUUUCCACACACCCCUGGUCUGCGAACAGCCAGUAAAGUGUUCAGUCCAGAACGGCUCCGCUCUUAUCGACCUGACUCCUCUAAUUCAUGUCAGCGGAUACUACACAGCAACAGAUGACACCGUGGGCCAAGACGACGGAUCUCCAGACUUCUACAUCAACAUCUGUCAGCCUCUGAACCCGAUCCCCGGGGUCACCUGCCCCCCCGGAGCUGCCGUCUGCUCAGAUCCUGAUAAUGGACCCCCUGUGGACAUCGGGCGGACGACCAGCGGUCCUGAGAUCAACAGCGCUUCAGGAGAAGUGUCCAUCACGUACAGCAGCUCCACGCCGUGUGCAGCUGAUCCUGCUCAGAACUACACCUCCACCAUCAUCUUCACCUGCCAGAGAGGCCUGGAGCUGGGCUCUCCUCGGAUGCUGAGGCUGCAGCAGUGUGUGUAUCUGUUCGAGUGGGCGACCCCUCUGGUGUGUUCGGACGCCAUACACACCGACACCAGCGGCUGCCAGCUCACUGACUCCCAGCUGCAGUUCACCUUCGACCUCUCCAUCCUCUCUGGCCAAGUCCAGGUACCUGUGAACUCCAGCAUUUACCACAUCAACGUCUGCGGCUCAGUGACCGAGCCGGCCUGUAAGCAGAGUGCCGUCUGCAGGGUGUCUGGUUCUGGUUCAGAUCAGUCCGCCUCGUCUUUUGGGAUCAGCAAGGCCAUGACCAUGGACUUCAAACACGAUGAGGAGGCUGUGCUGAUGCAGUACGGAGGGGGGGAUCCAUGCCCACCAGUGACAGAUGACGGCGACGUGUGUUUGUUCCCCUUCACCUUCAUGAAGAAUUUGUACACCGAGUGCACCAAAGAUGGACGGUCUGACGGCAGGAUGUGGUGCGCAACGACAGCCAACUACGACACGGACAAGAAGUGGGGGUUCUGCAACGCAGCCUCUGGAAAGCGUCAGUCCUCCAUCCUGUUCAGCUGCGAUCAGUCGGAGGGCCACGGCUCUCCUCGGCUGCUCUCAGAGACGGCGGGAUGUUCGGCCACCUUCCAGUGGCGCACCAGCGCUGUGUGUCCUCCCGUGAAGAUGGAGUGUAAGCUGGUCAGUCAGCAUCAAACCUUCGACCUGCGGACCCUCUCCUCCCUCACCGAGCCCUGGAGGUUCAGCCACCACGGAGACUCGUACUACAUCAACCUGUGUCAGGGGAUCCACGGCGGGCUCACAGGAUGUCCAGAAGGAGCCACUGUGUGCCGGCGCACCGCAGCAGGAGCCACACACACUCUGGGGAAGGUUUACACCCAGCAGAUGACAUACACUGAUGGAAAGAUCUCAGUGAGUUACUCAGCGGGAGACGAUGUGUGUGGAAACGGCGUGAAGGCGAAGACUACGAUCCAGCUGAGCUGCGGCUCCACUGUGGGACAGCCCACCCUCAUCAGUGUUGAUAAGGCCUCCUGUGAGUUUGUGAUUGGCUGGGAGACUCGCUCGGCGUGUGCGGUGAAGCAGCAUGAGGUGGAGAUGGUGAACGGGACGAUCAAGGUCCCCGACACGGGAGCCAGCCUCAGCCUCGGAGCGCUCUACUUCAGCCAACACGAGGCGUCCGGAGACAUCCGUCCGAACGGCGACCGCUACGUGUACCAGAUCCAGCUGUCCGGGAUCACCAACCCCUCGCUCUCCGCCUGCAUCGGAGCAAACAUCUGUCAGGUCAAACUCAACGCGACGUACAGACGCAGGAUCGGAUCCUCCAGCAAGGCCAAGUACUACAUCAAAGGAGGGAACCUGGACGUGAUGGUGCCCUCGGAGUCGGCCUGUGGACGUGAGAAAACCAAAAUGGUGUCGUCCACCAUCAUGUUCCACUGCAACCCGUCGGCAGGCGUCGGCAUCCCAGAGUUCAUGCUGGAGACGGACGAGUGCCAGUAUCUGUUUGUGUGGCACACGGACGCUGUGUGUGGGCUCACAACUAUUGAUGCAAAGUCCUACGACGACGACGACAGUGUGACUCCAGUGAUCACCAGACGCAGCCAGACGAUGAGUCUGAUGCUGAGCGCCCUGCUGCUCAGUCUCACCGUGUGCCUGCUGGGACUCCUGCUGCACAAGAGGGAGAGGAGAGAGCUGGUGAUCCAGAAAGUAGCUGGCUGCUGCAGGAGAGUGAACCAAGUCUCCUAUAAAUAUUCCAAGGUGAACAUUGACGAGGAAGUUGGAGAGGAGGAGAUGGAGUGGCUGAUGGAGGAGCUCGAAGGCCCUCCCUCUACCUCCUCAUCUUCACAGCGGGGGAAGAGUAGCCACGGUAACGGGCACAUCAAAACAAAGCCGGUGAACACGGACGGCCUGCGCUCGUUCUCCCUGGACGAGCAGGACGACGACGACGACAGCGAGGACGAGGUGCUGAGCGUCCCGGGGGUCCGGGUCAAAUCCUCCUCUCUGUCCCGCGUCUCUGCAGCCAGUCGCAGCCCCUUCCUGCAGGAGGAGAGCGACGAGGACCUGGUGGGCCUCCUGGAGGACGAGGACAGGAAGAAGAAGAGCAGCAAACCUCGCUCCUCAGGCGUUAAUCACGGUAACAACACGGCAGCAAACAGGAAGCGGGACGAGGAAGACAGCGAUGAAGACCUCCUCAGGGUGUGAUGUCUCUUCCUGCUUCCCGCUCUCAACCAAUCUGAACUCUUCUCUCUCAGUGAAUGUCUCCAUAACAGCAACAAAGACACACCAACAGCAAAUUGAAAGCAGAAACCUUUCCUCUCUUUUGGGAUUUAUUUUGUAUUUGUUGGACUGCACCUUUUCUCGGCCUCAGACUCGAUCUGUCUGUGUUCUUAUUUAUUGAUAGCUGAUUAUUUAAAAGGGUCGUUUUUUGACCCGCACCCUAUUUUCUUUCUCACAUUUUCUGUCAUCAUUUCUGAAAUAAAAUAACUUUCCCUCGUUUAGUUACUUUGAUCCAGCCACAUGUAUCGAACUAAAAAUCAACCCCAGAUGCACAAAAAGCAUCUUUGACUUUGCAACGAGGCACGUCGGUUAAAAAGCUGAACAUUAAAUUAUAUUUUUCUUUUAUUUCUUGGGUUUAUGAAAUGAAGUCGUGCCAUUGCUUUAGCACUUUAUUGUAGCAUUGAUUAACUGAUGAUGUCUCAUUGCAAGCGAAGAAAACAUUUGGAGUUGAUUUUUAGUUUCCAGGAUUGUGAGUGAUGACUGUGGGAAGAUGUACGAUUAAGUAGCUCGAUAUGGAAAGCAUAUUUUAGGAGAAAGACACAAGCUAUCAAAUAAAAACAAAGGGGGGGUCAGGGAAGGUGUCUGCUUGUUGUUUCUAAAGGGAAUGAAGACACCCGUCUUUUCUUGCUGUUUACAGUUGCUAUAAUAGCUCUCGCGAUGCCUUCCUGAUGAAUCGUGUCCGGCGACAGACUGAUUAAUUUUUUUCUCGUUUUUGAUCAGAGACAUUGUACAGGAUUAUGUUCUAUAAUAUGGACGUUUUGUUUGUUUGUUUGUUUGUUUGUUUGUUUGUUGUCCUCACUGGUGAAUUGCUCACACAUUUGUUUUUAUGAUUAUUUAAGUGGGUGUCUGUCCUUUGUGGAAAUAAUAGAGAUGGCCUUAAGUGUGAAUGGAUGGUCGACGAGGACGGAGGUUGAAAGUAAAAUAUGAAAUGUUUUGGUUUUUUUCAGUUUUCAAUCCCCUCCCCUUCCCUCCCCCCAAAAAGCCAUAUUCCUACCCUCCGCCGCUGGCACUAAUGUAUUGAAGUUGAGAAGUUGUGUUUCCGCUUGCACGCUGUCGUACAUUAAAGGCUCAGCUCUGGUGUUCAGGUCUGUGAUUGUGGAUGUCGCUGCGUUGAAAAGUCCGAUUUUUUUUUUUUUCCUUCUCUCGAAGCCAGUUGUGCUGGAAUCAGCCCCUUCUCAGCCAAACGCAUGAAACUAAACGAAAGAAGCAUUAAAGUAUCAAGAAUGCGAGCAGGUUACUUACAUUUAACAUAUUGUCUGCUUUAUUAUCUAACUAGUGUAAAGAUGGGAGAUCCAGCGCAGAGAUAUCUGGGUAAAGUCAAUCAAACUACAGUGUGCACACAUGAACUGAGCAAGCCUACACAGUAUAAACAGAGUAUUCGUGCUCCUUUGGUCCCAGACAAGGUUUUUUGACUUUUUCGGUUAUACAAUUAGGACUCAUUUAAAAACCCACAAAUAGCUGAAAAUCUGCACCAGUGUAGUUUUGGCCGCAACUAAACAAUAUUUUCAUUUUCCAUUAUUAAAAAGUCAAAAAAUAGUGAAAAGUGGCCCUUUAUAAAUCCUCCAAGAGUCCAAGGUGAUGUCUUCAAAUGUGUUUGUCCAAGCAAUAUUUUUGAAACUCUGUAAGUAGUAAUAAUCUCUGGGACACUUUUCACUUUGUUUUUAUCACAGACUUGAUUAUGUGUAAGGUGAUAAAUGGAAUAAUUGAUAAUGAAAAUAACCAUUAGUUGCAGACCCAAGUAUCGUCCAUUUUCUUAUAUCAGUAAAUACGAAAUGGGGUUUAUUCUCACCUGGACAAAUGACCUGAACUGCACACUUUAUGUUGGUGAUUGUUCAACCUGUUGAUUAAUUGACAGAACGUGAACAAAGUAUUGAUUUGACAUCACAAACAUAAUGAGCAUUUCUCACAUCAAUUACAUAAUGGGAAUGACAGAACAUUCACUUUUGUGUUUUUCAGUAUUUAAUCCACAGAAACUAGAGAUAUUAUCAAAACAUGUCGUGCAAAGAAGGCUCACCUUUCAGGGUAUUUCUAAAGCUUUUUACACAAGUUUUUGUAGGAUACCAUUUGUCCAAAACACACACAAAAAGGAUAAAAAAAAAAACCUUGAAAUGGGAAACAAUCAGUAUUUUAUAUGGAUGAGUUUGGGAUGUCCCAUAAUAAUUAACAAGAAGAGAAAAACAUUAUGUCCGUCGUCUCAUGCUCCGGAUGUUCAGUCACUUAUUGUCCAGAAGUAAAAUAUCCAGAAAGAUUUGAAGCUUUGUUCACAUUUUGUUCUAAAUAAUUAAUUAUCAUGUCACCUGUCGACCAUAUCAUUAAGACAAGUGUUAGAAAGAGUUUAAGACAAAUAAAUUGAGGUUUAGUGCAGAGUUCAUAGAACUAAUCAAUUAGUGCUCUUAUAACUGUCCACAAUCCAUGUCUAUCAAUUAAAACCACUCCUCGGUCCAACAUCCACUCCGCGUGUAAACCUCAGUUGUUGUCCUGAAAGUGUUUGACUUCCUGAUCCAUUAGAAGGAGGUUUGAACUACCUGUGUUUGGCACUUUGAACUCAGCUCAUAUCUCACGAGUGAAAGUCGUAACACUGCUCGUUACGGAGAAGAAGGAUGGUACCGUUUUUAAUAUGUGAAGUCUUCUUAUUUUCCAUCGUUGCAUAAAGUCUGUUUUGCUGUAUUUAGCAACCAAAGUUAGCGUGGCUCGUCUGCAUGGUACUCUGCGAAGAAAUGAAUGGACAUUUCUUGUGCUUUUUUUUGUCUGCACUCGAGCAGAGAGAUGCUUCAGUGACGUGAAAGUAAUCCAAAUACAGAUAAAUGAUCUUGUGGCGACUUUAAAAAAAAAAAAAAGCACAAGAAGUUUUCUCUGAUAAUUGGGUACUAUGGGAGAUCAUUAUUCAGUUGGUGUACGUUAUGUUGUCUGAUAUGUUUUUCCUAUUUAAAAAUAACAUUGAUGUAAAAAGUAUUGCAUUCUUUGAAUAAAUACGAUCUGCUGUUUA
Trematomus bernacchii (emerald rockcod) is the source of this 10543-nucleotide messenger RNA. RefSeq names its product insulin-like growth factor 2 receptor (gene igf2r). Gene Ontology annotation, biological process: lysosomal transport. The transcript is spliced from 51 exons. Bases 1 to 7482 code for a protein of 2493 amino acids. Gene Ontology annotation, molecular function: D-mannose binding; signaling receptor activity. Gene Ontology annotation, cellular component: trans-Golgi network. The record is from RefSeq and is a predicted model, not a curated record. NCBI's taxonomy places the organism in Eukaryota, Metazoa, Chordata, Actinopteri, Perciformes, Nototheniidae.